UAUUAAAGAAAUUUAAAAGGUCUUUAAUAUUUUAUUUGAAAACAAAUACAUUUUUUUUAGAAAAUAUUUAUUUAAACGGAUUAUUUUGAUACAGAAAAUAAGUCACGAGUGACCCCUAUAAUUUUUUACAUUCAACACGCGAUCGUGGCCUUUAGUAGGUAUAAGCUAUUACUCCAAUUAUGAUGUCAAACCCCGAUAAGAGAAAUUGUAUAAAACUCUAUUAAAACUAGAUAAUAAUUAUAGUGGAAAAAGUUAUAGUGCUCACGCCCAACCUGCGAACACAAAACCGAUAUAUAACACGCGUUACGGGCAGUAGGACUUAUUCUUCGCGAAGGGUUCUAAUACAUAUCUAAAACAAAUUCUAUUCAAUAUUUAGAUUUUUACUAUUAUACAAUAUGUAAUAAUCGGUUCUCUUAAAUAAAAUACUCUUAAAUAUUUAUGCAUACUCUUCGGUCAUCAUAUCAUAGCUGAAAAGCGUGAUUAUUGAAUGCAAAUAAUAAAUUCUUGCAUUAUAUGUCUAUUGUUCACAGUGCUAGAGUAUUAAUAUUUAACAUUGAAUAUUUUGGUAGUUAGAGAGGAAAAUAGAAACUUUGUGUCUGCAAUCUCUCUGAUGCUUCUAUAGCGAUAUAAAGAAAAUAUUAUCAAAAAUGGCACUUGUGUAUAGCUGUUGCUUCUGGUUUUCUCUACGAUUGGGAGGCUUAUUGAUUUCCUUUUUAUCAAUUUUGCAAGCUGUUUUAUUUUUGAUAAUAUUUAGCCUCUUCUCCGUACAAGAUUAUGAACUGAAAUGUGAUAAAUUAAAAGUAUUGGACGAUAUCAAUCUUAUUUAUAUGAAAUCUUUUAUUACAGGCAUUAUAGAAGGCAAGUUUACUUACUAUUAUUUACCUCAAAAAGUAAAUCGUAAAAAUAAUUCUUUUGAUAAAUAUUUUUUUUUAGAAUCUAAUUAUGACACUUACAUUAAAACGAUACUCUGUUUGUACAUUAUGGCAUGUGUUAUAUAUAUCUAUGGAGCAUUUAAGCUUGUAAAUAUCCUCAUGUUUCCGUAUAUUUUUUUGGAGUUACUGCGCCUAAUAGGAUUAUCAUUUUUUGGAAUAACAGGAUUGCUAGUACUCAAGAAAAAUACCAUGGAUAUUGGUCUUCUUAUUGGGAUAAGUUUGGUAGUAGGGUUCACACUGUUGGGAAUGUUCUACCUGUGGAUAUGUGCGAUGAAUUUGCCGAUUGUUAUAAACGAGAUAAAAGCUAAUGAACAAGCGGCGUUACUUGGUACAUUUAAAAAUAAAGUGGGAAAACACACUGUUCGUAAUAAUUUGCUUUUUAGCGAGUAUCGUAAUCUUGGUGCUAGCCAAAUAUUUAUGCAAACGACACGACAAAAUAGAUUUUCGACGUCUGAUGAACCACCAAGAUAUUAUUAUUAAAUAGUUGAUUUAAUAAUUACUUUAUACUAAUUGUUAUUAGGUUUAAAGACAUUUAUUCUCAUAACAGACAAUAGUCACUUACAUAAGAACUUGUAUACUAAAGAUACAAUUUAUCACGUCGUCGGUCAUUGAAGAGCUUCAAGGAUGAAUUAGCGAAGUAGAACUUGGGAGGCCUUUCAUUUACGUAGAUAACUGGGAUCACUCAAGAGAUGGUAUUUUAGUCUUAAUUUAAAUAUUGCCAGGCUGUCGGCACUUUUUAUAUUUUGUGGAAGUAUAUUAUGCCGCAGCACUCCCCCAACGCUCAAUGUUUUUUUAAUUAGAUUGUGAGGGCGUUGUGAACUGCGCUUCUAUAUUUGAUUUAUUUUAGUAAAAUUUAUUAAUAAAGAAUUAUUAGGAUUAUGUCGUUAUUGUUCAUUUAACAAAAUUACUUAUUAUUAAUUUUUUUCUUGCUAUUUAAUAUUCUAUAAUUAGUUUUCAGUCUUGGAAUGAGAGUAUGAUUAGUAGUAAUCAUACAUUUUUGACGUACGGGAGUUAGGCUUAGCGCUUAGUCUCAUUUCUAAAUCCACCCUUGCAGUCGUUAUUAUAUAAUAUAACUGAUAGCUACUGAUAAAAGACUAAGUUGAGUUAUUACUUGAUAAAAGUAUGAGGACAUGGGCUUGAGUCAAAAUCAUUUUACGAUAGACGUAACCCAGAAUGACAUUAACUCCCGCUUUAGCACGUGAACAUUUUCAUACAAAUCGUAGUUUGGCGUUACUGGGUCACGACUAAGCUGUGGCU
Messenger RNA from Pieris napi, 2189 nucleotides. RefSeq lists its product as uncharacterized. NCBI's taxonomy places the organism in Eukaryota, Metazoa, Arthropoda, Insecta, Lepidoptera, Pieridae. The transcript has 4 exons. The record is from RefSeq and is a predicted model, not a curated record. The coding region runs from base 648 to 1412 and encodes 254 amino acids.